Phaedon cochleariae (mustard beetle) is the source of this 2139-nucleotide messenger RNA. NCBI's taxonomy places the organism in Eukaryota, Metazoa, Arthropoda, Insecta, Coleoptera, Chrysomelidae. The record is from the annotation of a GenBank genome assembly.
CAUUGAAGACAUACAAAGUACCUCAUUGAUGUAUCGAACACAGUAAAACAAGUGAGAUUAAACCAUUAGUGGUGAUAUUCUUCAUAGAUCUAGCGACCAGGGAACCCGAAAAGCUGGUCGAAUUCUGUAACUCACUCGAACGUAGAAUGGCUUCUGGAUCUCGAGAACAUGACAGAGUUCGAAUCUUCAGGAAGAGAAUCAGAGAACAUCUGCCUGAAUUCACCGCUGCAGGUUUCUUCAUCAUAACUCGUACCACGAUUUAUAACAUCAUCGAAGUUGUCGUUUUCCUGUACAUAGUUGUUGUGCAGUUUCAUUUGACCUCGCAUAAACAAAAUAUUUCUGUGGCGGUUGGUUUCAAUUAUGUCGAGUAUUUCAGUUCAAUCAAUAUGGCACGGCAUGGUCAGACCAUAUCAUUUCUAGAACCUCUCAUAGCCAGGAUCGCAAUAGUCUUCUGCAUCUUACCAAGCUAUAGUUUUCAACAACACAAUUCGACAUCAAAGCAUAUAUUAUUCAACUGCUACAGCUUCAUUUUCACUGCAACAAUAUCAGUGGCUGUGGUUUACAUGUUUUAUUUGCGGGUACAAUGGUUGUAUGAUGCCAUGCACCCUGUAGUGAUAUUUCUAGAAAUUGGUAGAGACUCUGUCGGAAUUGUGUUGAUUCUCUUCUCAGCUUACAGGUCUACUAUCCAGAAAGACAAGUGGUACCAACUCAUAGGAUAUUUCAGGCAACUUGAAUCACCAAAAAUAAACAGAUGGAUCAGUCGAAGCCAUACCAAAUCAUCGAUUUUCAGUAAGCCAAACUGUUUGUUUGUCAUCAACGUACUGGUGUUUAUACUGUUGAAUGUAUCCAAAGCUGCUUACCUAGCUUCGAUCGAUUAUGCGAGGUAUUGGUAUUUUUACUGGUUCUUGAAUUUCGUGGAACACAUAGAACUGGUACAUUUCCAUAUCUUGUACAACCUGUUUCUGUGUGUCAACUAUCAAAUGGGGAUUCUCACGGAGAUACUGAGUCUUAAAGGAGAUAUUCAGUUUCUGAUGGAAAAAAUCAAGGAUGUUCAUCAACUGAUUGACAGAAUACUUGAAACCAUGAACGAUUUCUUCGGAUGGACGGUUUUAUUGAUAUUGACGCACAGAGUGUUGAGAAUUUUAUUUGCCUUAACCAUGCCGAUGUCACCAUCUCCUGUUUUUAUAGGAAGAGAGAUACAAGAGCAUACCUUAUUCUAUCACUACAAUAUUCUAGUUGGUUUAUAUUCACUGUCGGUUUGGAAGCGAAAGGAAUGGCAAAAACUAUUCGUCAGUUUCGAUCAGUUAGAAUCCACCGAGAACUUGAACACCAAAUUCCAAAAGGAAGAACACAUAUUCACUAACAUCAACAUCAUAUUCUUCUUCAACACAGUUCUGUACACAAUUGUAAUAGGUAGUUCCGUUUUCAUGGAAGGAGAAUAUUUCCGUAUUGAAAUGAAGUACAACUGGAACUACAUCGUUCAAGCUUACACGGAACUAUUACAUAUCUUCCUUAUGUACAAUCUGAUACUGGCUAUAAAAAACAAAUACGAGUGCAUCAACGGCAUUCUGGAGACCAAAAUCAACCCACUAGAUCUGAUACACCAAAUAGAUAUCGCAGAAAAUCUCUACUACAUCAUGGAUGAAAUUGUGGCUCUAUUCAACAACUUGUGCGGUUGGAGCAUGUUGCUGGUGAUACUACACAGAGUGAUAAUAGUACUAUACGCUUUGAGCGCACCACUAGCUCCAUCUUACAUAGUCAACGGAAAAACGCUGACUCGUAGUCCUGAUUUGUUGCUGAUAAACAUCUGCUUCAGCUUAGUUUCAUUGGUAAUGGUGAUGAUAUGUUGCAUUGACGUUACCAAAAAGGAGCCCGUGAAACUCGUGAAAUCCAGUAUAAUACUGCAGAAGAAUCUCUCUAUCGAUUCCAAAGAGUACGCACGACUCGAGCUAUUCAAAAUCAGGGUAACAGAAAUUUUGCCAAUAUUCACAGCUGCAGGAUUCUUCCAGAUAGAGCGUUCAACAAUUUUGUCAGUUAUCAGCGUUAUCACUACUUAUUUCAUCGUGGUUGUUCAAUUCUAUCUGAGUUCUCGAUAAUUUUGUAAAAUGUUCAAAGAAACCAAUGUUUGCUGAGAUAAUU